GGCAGCCGGGCCGGGCCGGGCCACAGGCGGGGACCAUGGAGGCGGCGGCCGGUGUUUUGCGUCGCCGGCUGCUUGUCCUCGUGUUGGUGGCGGCGGCAGCGACGCUGUUCCCGAGGGCGCAGGCAUUACAGUGUUUCUGCCACCUCUGUACAAAAGACAAUUUUACCUGUGUGACAGAUGGACUCUGCUUUGUCUCUGUCACAGAGACCACAGACAAAAUUAUACACAAUAGCAUGUGCAUAGCUGAGAUUGACCUGAUUCCUCGAGACAGGCCAUUUGUAUGUGCACCCUCUUCAAAAACUGGAGCUGUUACUACAACAUACUGCUGUAAUCAAGACCACUGCAAUAAAAUAGAGCUCCCAACGACUGGCCCUUUUUCAGAGAAGCAGUCUCCUGGCCUUGGUCCUGUUGAGCUGGCAGCUGUCAUUGCUGGACCAGUCUGUUUUGUCUGCAUCUCACUUAUGUUGAUGGUCUAUAUCUGCCAUAACCGCACUGUCAUUCACCAUCGAGUGCCAAAUGAAGAGGAUCCUUCACUAGACCGCCCUUUUAUUUCAGAGGGUACUACAUUAAAAGAUUUGAUUUAUGAUAUGACGACAUCAGGGUCUGGAUCAGGUUUACCAUUGCUUGUUCAGAGAACAAUUGCAAGAACCAUUGUAUUACAAGAAAGCAUUGGCAAAGGUCGAUUCGGAGAAGUCUGGCGAGGAAAGUGGCGAGGAGAAGAAGUGGCUGUGAAGAUAUUCUCUUCUAGAGAAGAGCGUUCAUGGUUCCGCGAAGCAGAGAUUUAUCAAACUGUAAUGUUGCGUCACGAAAACAUCCUGGGCUUCAUAGCAGCAGACAAUAAAGACAAUGGUACAUGGACUCAGCUUUGGUUGGUGUCAGAUUAUCAUGAGCAUGGAUCCCUUUUUGAUUACUUGAACAGAUAUACAGUUACUGUGGAAGGAAUGAUCAAACUUGCUCUGUCCACGGCAAGUGGUCUUGCCCAUCUUCAUAUGGAGAUUGUUGGUACCCAAGGAAAACCAGCCAUUGCUCAUAGAGAUUUGAAAUCAAAGAAUAUCUUGGUGAAGAAGAAUGGAACCUGUUGUAUUGCAGACUUGGGACUGGCAGUACGACACGAUUCUGCCACAGAUACAAUUGAUAUUGCUCCAAACCACAGAGUAGGAACAAAAAGAUACAUGGCCCCUGAAGUUCUAGAUGAUUCCAUAAAUAUGAAACAUUUUGAAUCCUUCAAACGUGCGGACAUCUAUGCAAUGGGCUUAGUGUUCUGGGAGAUUGCUCGACGAUGUUCCAUUGGUGGUAUUCAUGAAGAUUACCAGCUGCCUUAUUAUGAUCUUGUACCUUCUGAUCCAUCAGUUGAAGAAAUGAGAAAAGUAGUUUGUGAACAGAAGUUAAGGCCAAAUAUCCCAAACAGAUGGCAGAGCUGUGAGGCCUUGAGAGUGAUGGCUAAAAUUAUGAGAGAAUGUUGGUAUGCCAAUGGAGCAGCCAGACUGACAGCUUUGCGGAUUAAAAAAACAUUGUCACAGCUCAGUCAACAGGAAGGCAUCAAAAUGUAAUUGUGCAGCUUUGCUGGAACUCUUUUUCAGAUGUGCUUCUGGGUUUUCAUUUGAGAGGUCAGCUGUUCUACCUCACUGAGAGAACAGAAGGAUAUUGCUUCCUUUUGCAGCAGUGGAAUAAGGUCAUUUGAAAGCUUCCCAGGAUUUCCUUGGAUCCCGGAAACAGCCCUGUGGGUCCUUCUGUGCACUAUGAAGCUUCUUUCCCAGGACAGUUGCAAAUGUUGUGUAGUCUACCUUUAUUUUUUAUUAACAAGACUUGUCUUUUUAAAAGAUUUCUGGUCUUAACUUUAUGUAACUCUGCUGUGUUGAUGAUUGUCUUUAAGGGUAAAGGAGCAAGAUUGUUGAGUUACACAAAACAUUUCUUACUGUUAAAGAACUUGACUUAUCCUGGUUAGUACAUUCUCAGAGAAUUCUGAACCACUAAAGAAGUUUCCUUGAUUCAUGCUUUGAAUGUACUGUUCUACGGUUUUUUCAGGAUCUUAACCUAAAACUUACAGAACUCUUACCUGAGUCUAAAAAUGACCUCAUAUAGUGGUGAGGAACAUAAUUUAUGCAAGUGUAUUUUGUAUACUAUUAGUGUUCUUUCACAUAUUCAUAAAAUUACAUGCCUUCACAAUGGGAUUGUACUAUACCAGUAAGUGCCACUUCUAAUGGAAAAGAAUAGAAUUGCUUAAUGUCUCUGUGUUCAAUCUGUAGUGUUUGAAUGCAAAAAGUUUAUUUAUCUGGGUAACCCCAAGCCUUUUUUGUGUUGCUUUUUGGGAAGAGUUUUUGUGAUGUCAUUAAGUAUUCCGUUUUGAAAAUGCCUUUCUCCUACCAAAAUGUGCUUGAACCACUAAAGAAAUGCAGUGGCAUUAAUAAUAAUGGUUGUCAUGGUCAUGUUGGAAUAUUCUCACACUGAGCUUUGCAGUUUUGUUGUGUUGUGGCACUCUAGAUGCUUACAGUGCUUUAAUAAUGUAACCUUUGUAGUAUACAGACUAAUUUUUCUGUAAAGGAAAGUUUGUCUAGCUGCUUGUGAAAGUGGUGUGGUAUUCUCUAAGCCAUUUUUCCCUUAUCUGAUCAAAGACAGUGUUAUUUUUUUUUCUAAGAAAUGAAUUACAUUUAAAACUCAAAUAUGGCUAAUGUUAAAUAAUAAACCUUUUCUAGGGAGGCAAAGGUAGUUAAUUGAAAUAGACAACAAAUGUGUGUGACCGUCACAUUUACUAUGUAGGUAUAAGUGUUUGGUGGAUUCUCUGUCCUUUGUAAGGUUAGAGUUGGUGUAGUUUUGAGGUCUCACUGCACUGAGGAAGGCAGCUUUUAAUUCAGUCUUUUAAAAUCUCAUUAUACGUACAGAUAUUACAGCUACCUGUUUGACAUGGUGACAUAACUGAAGUCAGUGUGCCUUUGGUACUGGGAUAGGUGGUAGCUAAAGGGCAUUCUGAAAGAAGGGUCUCUGCUUGCAAAUCUUUUCAGUGAAAUUAAAUGUUCACAGUGAGCUUGUCAUGGUCUACCCGUACCUGAUGUUGGAGUUAGCUGGUUAAUAAUUGGGUUUUUCUUCCAGUGCUGUAAAGUCCUUACAGGGCUUUUACAGUUUUCAGAAUCCUUUUUAUCACUGUGAUCUUACUCUGAGGAUGAAAAGGCUAUCAUAGCUGUAAGACAAGAUUUGACAAUAGUGAUGACAAUGCCUGGAUAAAGGGCCAGCAGAAUCACUAUUACAGUGUUUUGGCCAAGAGAUUAUGACUGUUUAUGGUGAAUUAAGUUGCAUUCUAGUAAUGUCUUAUCUCUUAUACCUAGAGUAAAUUUGAAGACUAUUUGGUCUUAAAUUACCAAAGUAAUUUUAGAAUAUAUGACAUAUUACAUAGGAAUUUAGUGUCAAUUUAAUAUGUUUAAAAACAUCAUGGGGAAAAUGUAAUUAGAGGUUAAUAUUUUCACUACAAAUUUGAGGUUUUUUUUCCUAUAGUUACCAUGAUUUCAUUAAAGUAAGUUUGAGAGAUUUAUGUUUUAUAGUUGUUAUAUUACUUGUUUAAUAAUCUAAGAUCAGGUACUUUUUUUAUUUCUAAACCUAUGAGAUCUGCUUUAUGAAAUCCAGGGGACCAAUGUAUCUUAUUACUAAAACUAUUUUCAUGUAAUUUUAAAAACAUGCCAAAAGUUGUCUGAUUUUAAAGUUGUAAUACAGUUUCUCACUUUAAUAUAAGGAAAUCAGUUUUUGCUAAAGAUACUCCUUAUUGCAUCAGAGAUUGAGUUACAGGUGUACUAUUCUUGCCUAAGUAGAUAAAAUGUGCUUUUGAUGAAUCAGGGAAUUUUUUAAGUUGAAAUUUAGUUAUUUUUGAGUUUACAUGUUUCUACAGCUAAUUCCUUUUUGGUUUAGUUUGAUGAACACAACUGGCUAACAUUUGAAUAUAGAAAUAACUUAAAUGCUGAGCUAGGUCAUGAUUACUAUGGCUAUAAUUGUAGAUGAAUUUACUUUUUUGUCAUUUAGAAGCCCAGUCAUUUGUUUGUUCAUCCUAUCCAACAUGCUCAACUUCCAUGAUUUAUUUAGUAUGGCUCAAACUUAUCUUCUAGAAAAUUACCUGCCCGCCCACAUUAUUUUGUCAGCACCAUAGACUCACUGAGUUAUAGACAUCCCUGGUCCUUCAUAUCUUCAUCUCUAUUCCUCUCAUUUUGCCUUCCUGCUAACCUCUGGCUCAAGACCAUUACCCCCUGUCUGCCUCCUGCUUUUUGACAGAAGAGUGGCUUUAUUUUUUUUUUUUUAAGGUAAGGUCUUGCUCUAGCCUAGACUGACCUAUAUAGUCUCAAGCCGGCCUCAGACUCACAGAGAUCCUCCUACCUCUGCCUCCCGAGUGGUGGAACUAAAGGUGUGCACUACCACGCCUGGUGAGUAGUGGCUUUUGAGACCUAGAGUGAAGUGGUCAUGGAAGCUAUGGGAUAUUUUGAUUUCCUUGAGUCACUGGAUGUUGCAGGGAUUAGAUGUCUGUAGGUAUGGAGAGUGAGUGAUGCAGCUUGGGGUACUCUGCUGGUUGCCCUGCUUUGACCUGAGCCAUGGGUGAGGAGUAGGGUGACUGCAAGGCAGCAGCUGUGGCAGCAAGUUUCAUCACAGUCAGUGUCCGCUUGUGAGGCUUGGAAAGCUGAGCGGCGCUCUGUUGCAGUGAGAGUGCUCAAGAAGUGCCUGAGUCAGCAUGCGGUGCCGCAGCAUCAGAGUCCCAGGUCUCCUUUCUCCCCGCGGAACUAAGUGAUCACUUAACCAUUUUGUAAUACGUGUGGGUGACCUUUUUUUUCUUCUCUGAAAACUGUCAGAUGUAGACAAUUUUGUAAAAACAGUGACAGAAUGCUAAUUAACAUGCACAACAAAAUAAACACACCAGACAUAUCAAACUUUUUUUAAAAACCAUGCACUGAUAAAAGAACAAUUGUAAGUUGUUUCUUGAUUAUAGCUAUGUUCUGGCUCCAGAUCAUGGAGAUUCCAAAAAAGGCUACAUUGCAGCUCAGCAGAAAAUACUUUUAUAUUUUGAAAUCCUAAAGAAUAUCACUCUGGAAAAGUACUGCAGCUUCUCAUUUGUGUUUUGGAAUUCCCAUGGGCCCUCUAUAGGAAUGCUGUGAGGAUUGUCAGUACACAUUAUUUUCAAUCCUAAUAUGCAAUCUUACUUGUAAAUGUAAAUUAAAAGUACAGUUAGUAACAUUGAAUCUCUUUCUUAAAAUUUAAAGUGAACCUUUUGUUUUUUAAAAAGAUUUGUGAAUUUAAUAUCAUGAACCAUGUUUUGAUAUUCCCUCUUCCACAUUGUGCCAAUAGAACGUGGGGUAUUUGAUAUUUCUUUAUAUGUCAAGGAGAUGCUUCAAAAUGUCAAUUGCUUUAAACUUAAAUUACCUCUCAAGAGACCAAGGUACAUUUACCUCAUUGUGUAUAUAAUGUUUAAUAUUUGUCAGAGCAUUCUCCAGGUUUGCAGUUUGAUUUUUAUAAAGUAUGAGUAUUAUGUUGCUAAAUUACUCAAAUGGUACUGUGUUUAUAUUUGUACCCCAAAUAACAUCAUUAUGCCUUGUUUUCUAUAUUUUAUUGUAUUUGUGCAAAGUUCUUUUGACUCUUAUCGAUGUGAUCUCUGCCCCAUGAGAUAUGUACAGAAGAUGUCCUUAUAAAUAUUCAUUUAAGUUGAAUGACUUUGGAAAGCCUGUAAAGAGAAGAAACUUGCAUUUCCCCAUAAGUUUUUAAGAAUUGUACAUUGUAUUUGUAGUAAUAUUCCAGAUGACCUGUAAAUAGGAAAUAGGAAAGUGAUGGUUCUGUUAAGUCCUAACACUACAGUAGAAAAAUGGAAGCAAUGCAAAUAAAUUACUUCCCCCCUCCAAA
Molecule: messenger RNA, 5862 nt
Organism: Jaculus jaculus (lesser Egyptian jerboa)
Lineage: Eukaryota; Metazoa; Chordata; Mammalia; Rodentia; Dipodidae
Gene: Tgfbr1
Product: transforming growth factor beta receptor 1
Exons: 9
Coding region: 36-1550 (504 amino acids)
Biological process (GO): heart development; activin receptor signaling pathway; nervous system development
Cellular component (GO): plasma membrane; activin receptor complex
Molecular function (GO): activin binding; ATP binding; activin receptor activity, type I
Source: RefSeq, a predicted model, not a curated record